Messenger RNA from Cannabis sativa, 5390 nucleotides. Its product is annotated as protein RNA-directed DNA methylation 3. The transcript is spliced from 20 exons. Lineage: Eukaryota; Viridiplantae; Streptophyta; Magnoliopsida; Rosales; Cannabaceae. Gene Ontology annotation, molecular function: mRNA binding. Gene Ontology annotation, cellular component: DSIF complex. The record is from RefSeq and is a predicted model, not a curated record. Gene Ontology annotation, biological process: regulation of transcription by RNA polymerase II; regulation of DNA-templated transcription elongation; transcription elongation by RNA polymerase II. Bases 120 to 5126 code for a protein of 1668 amino acids.
UGUACAUUGUCACGCAAAAUCGCAGCUAUUCCUCUCUUCUUCUCUCUAAAUUUCAUGGUCUUCUCAUCUUCUCAGACCUCUUCCUACUGUGAAUGUGAAACCCUUCUUCCUGCAUUGUCAUGGGUUUGAAGGGAGUCGCCCAGAAAGGCAAGGGCGUCGCCGAUAAGGGCAAGGCCGUUGCCGAUAAAGCUUCUCCAGUCGGAAAGCGGAAGCGCAGCGACGACGGGAAGAAGUCCGGUCGUCUUAGGAGUAACCCGGAAGUCUUAAGGUUUUUUGAAGAUUCCGCUGACGCCUCCGAUGAUAGUGAUUCGAGCGAUAUCAGUGACUACUUCAAAGAUUUUAUGGAAGAGGAUUUUGGACUGGGAGAAAAUGUUGAUACUGAAGCAGGAAAAUCCUCAAGUAUUCCAUUUAUUCCUAAAGAAGAGGAGAUGGAUGAAGAAGAAUUUGGUAGAAUGAUGGGAGAUGGAUAUAACGAUGUCUCUCAGUCUGCUUCCUAUGCUGAAGGUGAUCAUGAGAACAAAAGAUCAACAGACAGAAGUUCGCGUAUGCCUUUUGAUGAUGAUGCAGUUAUCUGGAAAGUCAAAUGUUCGGUUGGACGUGAGAGGUUUUUAUCUUUCUGUUUGAUGCAGAAGUUUGUUGACUUGAAAGCAUUAGGAAAAAAAAUGCAGAUAAUAUCUGCAUUUGCUCUUGAUCAUGUGAAAGGAUUUUUGUUUAUAGAAUCUGACAAGCAAAGUAAUGUUAAUGAGGCAUGUUAUGGUCUAACUGGUAUAUAUGCUUCGAGAGCAAUGCCAGUUCCUAAGAAUGAAAUUUCUCGCCUGUUCUCUAUUCGGCCUCCAAAGAAUGAGAUUUCAACGGGCAUGUGGGUCCGUUUAAAGAAUGGAAAAUAUAAGGGUGACCUGGCUCAGGUUGUGCAUGUGAGUAAUCCGCCUAGAAAAGCAGUGGUGAAGCUGAUACCAAGAAUAGAUCUACAAGCGAUGGCUGAAAAAUAUGGUGGAGGAGCUACUGCCAAGAGAGUAUCCAAUCCAGCACCGCGAUUAAUCAAUUCAAGUGAACUUGAAGAGUUCUUACCUCUCAUUCAAACCAAGAAAGAUCGUGAUACUGGGAUGAUUGUUCAAGUUCUUGAUGGCAUGAUGAUCAAGGAUGGAUAUUUAUUCAAAAAAGUAGCCAUAGAUUCCAUAAGCUGCUUCGGUGUUGUUCCAUCAGAAGAGGAGGUGAUGAAGUUUAGCACUUCUAAGAACAAUGAACCUGACAAUGCGGAGUGGCUUUCACAGCUCUAUGGUGAACAGAAGAAAAAACGUUCCAUUAGAAAUGAUCCAUUGCGCGACAGAGUGAGCUCAGGGUCAGUUGCAGGUGGUAAAGGGGAGAGCUCAGGGUCAGUUGCAGGUGGUAAAGGUGAGUUCUCAGGAUCAGUUGCAGGUGGAAAAGGAGAGAGCUCAGGGUCAUUUGCAGGUGGAAAAGGAGAGGGCUCAGGGUCAAUUGAAGGUGGAAAAAGAGAGUGCUCAGAGUCAAUCUCCAUGAAUAGUUUUGAAGUGCAUGAUCUUGUGUGUGUUGGCCGCAGAGACUUUGGGGUUAUCAUAGGUGUAGAGAAAGAUGAUAGUUAUAAGAUACUGAAAGAGGGUAGAGAAGGACCCAUGGUGGUAACUGUUCAACAAAGUGAGUUAAAGAAUGAGCCAUCGGAUAUGAAAUUUACUGCUUUAGAUCACCGCAUGAAGACGAUUGGUGUAACUGAUACUGUGAAGGUUAUGGAAGGGCCAUUGGAGGGCAAGCAGGGAAUUGUUAAGAAAAUUUAUAGGGGGAUUGUGUUUAUGUAUGAUGAGAAUGAAACAGAAAAUUGUGGUUAUUUCUGCUGCAAAUCUCGUAUUUGUGAGAGAGUGAAGCACACUCCUCCUACCACUUGCAAUGAAAAGGGUGGCGAGUCUAGUUUCCCUUCUUUUGAUGAUUUCCCAUCAUCCCCCAAGUCCCCUCUAUCCCCUAAGAAGCAAUGGCAAUCAAGAGACGACAACCGUAAUUUUAAUCAGACCGAUAAGGAUGGUAUAUUCAAUAUUGGUCAAACUUUGAGAAUCCGCAUUGGUCCAUUAAAGGGGUAUCUUUGCCGUGUCAUUGCAAUACGUCGUUCUGAUGUCACAGUCAAGCUUAACUCUAAGCAGAAAAUUCUUACAGUUAAAAGUGAGCAUCUUUCUGAGGUUCGUGGGAGCAGCUCUGUUGUUCUGAGUGAGGAUCCAGAAUCUAGUUUCCUGAAACCUUUUGAUCUGUUAGGAGGCGAAGGAUUGUCUUCAGACUGGGCGGGUGGUGCAGGGACAUCAGGAGCAGGUGAUGGGUGGACUUCUGGUGGAGGGGCUAGUGAAAGGAGUUCUUGGACUAAUUUAUCUACUCCAGGCUCUUCUUCGAUGCAGUGGGAAUCUGGCAGUGCAAACGAUGUUGGUGCUGAUAACAAUGCUAAUAAAGGCGUGGAAGAUGCUUGGGGGAAGAAAGUGACUUCUGAGACAAGUGUUGCUUGGGGUGCUCAGGCAGCUGACAAAGAUGGUGCUGAAAAUGAAGCUAAUGAAGAUGUGGGAGGUGCUUGGGGUAGCAAAGUGACUUCAAAGACAAAUAUUGCUUGGGGUGCCCAGGCAGCUGACAAAGUUGGUGCUGAAAAUGAUGCUAAUAAAGAUGUGGAAGAUACUUGGGGGAGUAAAGCGACUUCAAAGACAAAUGAUGCUUGGGGUGCUCAGGCAGCUGACAAAGUUGAUGGUUGUUGGGGGAAAAAAGACAAUGAUAAAGCUCUUGAUUCCUCAAAUGGUGCUUCUGCUUCCUGGGAGAAGAACAUUAAUGUGCAUGACAAUCAGGAUAGUGGAAAAGCUGUGGAAGAACCCUGGGGUAAAGGGAAGAAUAUUUCUGAAAAUUCAGCUGGGAGUUGGGGGGCUGCAACUACUAAAAAGAAUCAAUUAGAUUCUUGGGGCAACAGUAAAAGUGUGGCUGAUGACAAAGUCUCUGACGAUUCAUCUUCUUGGGGUAACAAGGCUUCUUUUCUAGAUAAGAAAAACAGUGGAAAAUUUGGUUCCAGCGACAAUGAUGACAGCCGAGAUUCAAAGAAAAGUGGUUGGAAUUCUGGAUCUGGUGAAGAGUCUGUUUGGGGAAAAAAGACCAAUUUGAAUUCAGAAUCUGGGGGUAACAAUGAAAAUCAAGACUCUGUGUGGGGCAAGAAAAGCAGUUGGAAUGCGGAAUCUGGUGGUGUAAGUGGAAAUCAAGAUUCUGGUUGGGGCAAGAAGAGUGAAAACAGUGAUAAUCAGGGCAUGAAGAGUGACAACAGUAAUAAUCAAGACUCUGUGUGGGGCAAAAAAAAUAGUUGGAAUGCGGAAUCUGGUGGUGUAAGUGGAAAUCAAGAUUCUGGUUGGGGAAAGAAGAGUGAAAACAGUGAUAAUCAAGACUCUGUGUGGGGCAAAAAAAGUAGUUGGAAUGCGGAAUCUGGUGGUGUAAGUGGAAAUCAAGAUUCUGGUUGGGGAAAGAAGAGUGAAAAUAGUGAUAAUCAGGGCAUGAAGAGUGAAAACAGUGAUAAUCAAGACUCUGUGUGGGGCAAAAAGAGUAGUUGGAAUGCGGAAUCUGGUGGUGUAAGUGGAAAUCAAGAUUCUGGUUGGGGAAAGAAGAGUGACAACAGUGAUAAUAUGUGGGGCAAGAAAAGUAGUUGGAAUGCUGAAUCUGGUGGUGUAAGUGGAAAUCAAGAUACUGCUUGGGGCAAGAAGAGUGACUGGAACUCAGAAUCUAGUGGAACUAAUUGGAGCUCAGGAAGUGGUUUUAAGGAAAACCAGUCAGAUUUUGGGGAUGAUAGUAAGCGUAGUGGUGGAAACUGGAGAGGAGGGUUUGGAGGUAGAAGCGGAGAUAGAGGAGGCUACAGGGGUAGAGGUGGAGACAGAGGAGGCUACAGGGGUAGAGGUGGAGACAGAGGAGGCUAUGGUGGUAGAGGUGGAGACAGAGGAGGCUAUGGUGGUAGAGGUGGAGACAGAGGAGGCUAUGGUGGUAGAGGUGGAGAUAGAGGAGACUUUGGUGGUAGAGGUGGAGACAGAGGUGGCUUUGGUGGUAGGGGUAGAUCCGACAGAGGAGGCUUCCGUGGUAGAGGUGGAUCAGACAGAGGAGGAGGGGCCUUUGGAGGUAGGGGCCGUGGAAGGAGGGAUUGGCAGGACGGAACUACUUCCAAUGUUGAAGAUUGGAAUACUCAAGCAACCCCAGUUACAAAUGAAUCAACUGAAGCGUGGGGAUCGAAGUCUUGGGGUAGUGGUGGAGGCAGUGGUGAGGGAAAUACUUCCAAAACAGAAGCGUGGGGUAAGCCACUGCCAUCAAAGUCUUGGGGUAGUGGUGAUGGAACUACCAAUACAGAAGCGUGGGGUAAGCCACCGUCAUCAAAGUCUUGGGGUAGUGGUGGAGGCAGUGGUGAUGGAACUACUUCCAAAACAGAAGCGUGGGGUAAGCCACCACCAUCAAAGUCUUGGGGUAGUGGUGGAGGCAGUGGUGAAAGAACAACUUCCAAUACAGAAGCAUGGGGUAAGCCACCGUCAUCAAAGUCUUGGGGUAGUGGCGGAGGCAGUGGUGAUGGAACUACAUCCAAUACAGAAGCGUGGGGUAAGCCACCACCGUCAAAGUCUUGGGGUAGUGGUGGAGGCAGUGGUAACGGAAGUAGUUCCAAAACAGAAGCGUGGGGCAAGCCACCACCAUCAAAGUCUUGGGGUAGUAGUGGAGGCAGUGGUGAUGGAACUACCUCCAACGCCGAAGCGUGGGGUAAGCCAACACCACCAUCAAAAUCUUGGAAUAGUCAACCAAUUGCUGCAGAUGCAAAAGACACAUCUGAUGCAUGGGGUAAGCCACCACCGCCAAAAUCUUGGGGUAGUGGUGGUGGCUUCAAAGAACCUAGUUCAACUGCACAAGCUAAGAUUUGGAACAGUACAGAAUCAAACUCAAGUACUGCCAGUGGAGGUUGGGGUAGUGGUUCCGGCUUUAAAGAACCCAGUUCAACGGCACAAGCUGGCAGUUGGAACAAUCAGGGGUCAGAAUCAAAUGCUGCAAAAGAUACAAGUGAUGCUAGUGGAUCAACUGAUUCAUGGGGUAAGCCACCAUCAAAAUCUUGGGGCAGCGAUGGUGGGAAAGGAGGAUGGUAAUCCACUUGUUAGUAGAGAAUGCUUUCUUUUCUUUUUCUAUUUUAAGAAGGAACAUGAUCUUCAUUCUUGAUCUGGGAUCUAUAUAACUCCUGACACAGAAUGUUCGUAUGGCUUUUGAGGUUAAUCACUUUUUAUUUUGAGCAUAUCAGACUGACUAGAGGAAAACCUUUGGGUUAUGUUUAGAAUUUAGAUUUGCUAUGCAAUCUGUUGUUUAUGUACAGUUUUGGAAUCUCAAUUAGCAAUGCGUAGUAUUCUAUUUAGCUA